AGACCUUGCCAAUAUAAUAAUCACGGCUCCACCUGGUAUGUAUAUUCAUGCGAUGACGUAAACCCCUAAUUCGCACUUGGAUCAAUACGAAAACUUUCCAAAAAUAUAGCUCUUGUCAUUUAGGAUUUUGGUUCAAAUUUUUCAUCGGCGCCAAUGGCACACGGAAUGGCCGCUCUUAAAUGUCGCAUCUUUUCUUCUGCGCUGCCUGUGGUAGCGGCUCUGUGUCUGGUCCACAUCAAUGUCAUACUUGCUCAUUAUUUGGAUGCAGACGAAAAGUUGGGACGGCGGGAACCAGACCCACCGACGGCACCAACCGAUUUCUGGACGAUGGCAACGAUGGCAGCCAACGCGCUCUCACCACUCAACAUUUUGAGCGCUCAACCGGCUCAACCCCAGACUCCACCCCUGGAGGUCGUCUACAGCAACCCUGAUCUCACGCCUCUCUUCAAGGAGCUGCCGAAGCUCAAGGACGAGCUGAAUCAGCUCGGAAGGGAGGAGCAGUCGAACACAUUGUUUCUCUUCAAGAUCUACAUCGCUUUUCCUUCCACCGUGGCCCCUUUCUUCCACCAAGCCAUUUCCCAGAUGACGUCAGCCGCUCCCGCCCUCCACGAUUUGACCAAAUUCAACAUCGCUGCAGAGUUGUCCACUUAUGUCCAAUCUAUCGUCGAUCCGAUCCCCAACUACUUCUCCAGAAUUGCCACUUAUAUGCAGAAACUCCACAAAAGAGCACCACAGCAGGUACCAUCGGUAACAACGAUAACGGGAAUUGUCAGUGAAAUUUUGUCAAAGAACAUUGGAGUCCCACCACCACUGAUUCCGUUAAACAUAUUACAGCAAAUGCUGACGAAGUUGAUCAAAACGUACAUAGAGGGUCAAUUGCCGAUUUCCCAUAGAAUACCUGGUUUCCCAAGUUUACAGAGUUUCUCAAACAUGGUCCCAGAUGUUCUAAGGAACCCAUGGAAGCAACUGAAAAAAUUCAAGAGACCUAGACUCUGAGUAAACGUUACAACUUGAUCUACAGCCCACCCUACAGUUGGGAGACGCAGACUCAACUGAGGUUCUACGUCGGGCAUUCAUUUUGCACAAGUUACACAUUAUACUACACAUUAAUGGUGUUCUUAUUGCGAAAGCAGAAUCAAAAUGCAUUAAAUUCUCGUCAUUGACGUCCUUGUCUUUGUAAAAUUUCAAAUAAAACUUAAGUCUUCAAGUGCC
Molecule: messenger RNA, 1212 nt
Organism: Bemisia tabaci
Lineage: Eukaryota; Metazoa; Arthropoda; Insecta; Hemiptera; Aleyrodidae
Source: RefSeq, a predicted model, not a curated record